Molecule: messenger RNA, 2981 nt
Organism: Culicoides brevitarsis
Lineage: Eukaryota; Metazoa; Arthropoda; Insecta; Diptera; Ceratopogonidae
Gene: wake
Product: ankyrin-repeat and fibronectin type III domain-containing 1
Exons: 5
Coding region: 182-2815 (877 amino acids)
Biological process (GO): establishment of mitotic spindle orientation; regulation of establishment of bipolar cell polarity; signal transduction
Cellular component (GO): spindle
Molecular function (GO): protein binding
Source: RefSeq, a predicted model, not a curated record
CACGACGUUUUUCACAUUUUUGUACGCCUCACACGAAAUCAAAACAGAGGAGUACCAAAAUGUGCCAGUAUUCUAACGACAAAAUCUCCAUUGUUUAUCUCCCGUAACUGAUUUCGUGUAGUUUUUAAUUAAAUUUAGGCCCCUUAAACCUGACUAAUAUGCGCUAACUACUGCCAGAGCGAUGAGGAUCAAGUUCAGAAGCAAGAAAAUGGACGAGAAGAAGAAGAAAACGCACAAAAUGGCCAAGAACGUCAAGUUGAAACAACAAACACCUCACAACAACAAAAACAAGCGAAUUCUCAUGGAGAGUGGCAGCAAUCACAGUCAUCUGAAGAGCAAUCUGGACCUUUUUCUAGCAAUCGAACACGGAAGUCUCGACGAAGUCAGCACGUUGUUGGAAAAGGAACGCAUUGACAUCAAUUGCAAGGGACCAUUGAAUUUGACGCCACUCGAGUGUGCCGUAUUGAAUAACAAUCGUUCCAUUGUUAAAUAUUUGCUGCAAAAGGGCGCGUCUGAGUCAAAUUGUUGUGAGGAAGUGAUAAAAGGCUUGAAAGAAGAGCUGAAAAAUAACAUCAGCGAUGGAAGAAGUGGAUUAUUGAAGCUUUCGGAUGAGACAGUGUCACAAAAAUUACUGUGGGAGAUCAAAAGAAAGAAUAUUCGGAAGGUUUUGCUUGGAUGGGAUCAGUUGAAGAAGCCAGAAAAGCCGAUUUUGUUCGUUGAACCUGUCAAUCAACGGUCUGUCGUUGUUUCCAUUAGUCUGAAGGAGAAUUGCCCGAUUAUUACAAAAGUUAAAGUUCAAUGGUCCCAAAGCCCAAUUUUCGACACGCUAAACGAACGAAUAUUCGCCGCCAAUCCACAAAAUUUCAAGUUUACCAUUCCCGAUCUCGAUCCGAGCGCCCGAUAUUUCUUCCGUGCCUUCAUCGGAAACAUCAAAGAAUGGAGCUCCGUAUCGAGUUUCUCCAUUUGCUGCUCCAGCUGGAAGAAAUCCGACCAAAAUGCACGCACAUUCGACAAACAAAAAGCGCAUCUUGACAAUUUGUGCACAAUUUUGCAAAAAAUCAACUUGCAUGCGAGCCAAGAUGUGACGGGAGACGUGAGUUACGACAAAAACAGCGGUGUGAUAAAGAAGAAAAAUGCGAUUCACUCGUUGUUUAAUUCCGUCGCACCUCACAAAUUAUCGCGGAACAUCAAAAAAGGUGUGUAUAUGGCGUGUUUGGUGUACUCGAGUCAUCGUGCGGUGUUCGUUGUGGACGAUAUGGUGCCGCUCGUGGAGGUUUGUGACACAGCGACGACAAUUGCACCCCCGGAUUUCCUCUGGAUGAUGAAAAUUUCGUAUUCGUGGUUCAAUUUGAAGCGGUUAAAGGUGAUUUUGCAGCAACGUGAGACGGGAAAUGCCAAUUGGGAGAUGCGGAAAAAGCUUUUGGGAGCAGUGAAGCAACUUCAGAACGUCUUGGGGGUGACGAAUUUGGGACAGCUGUACUAUAAGGAGACACAUGUGAGUGACGAGGCGACAGUUUUGACGUUUGUGCGACAAGAAGACCCCACAGAAAGUCCCUUGAGUGUCAGCGGGAAGUGGUUGACGCUGGAUAAAUGUCAGAAAAAUCAACAAUUGACCUCGUUAAACAUCGAAGACUUGAUUAAAUUUCACGAUAACGCAAAAAUCGAGCUCAGUAAUGGGCUUUAUUUGGGUUAUUUGUCGCUGAAAAGCUCUCUAAACUCCCUUUAUGUGAUGACAUCAAAAGCCAACAUCUUGCCACACUGCAAAAUCCGACAAAAUUCCUACGUGUGUGCCGAAGAAUGGGAAAUUAUCAGUCAAAACAAGGUUUCGGGCAUCAACAAGUCCUAUCUAACCGAAAUUCAGCUCAAAUUCUUGCAAGAUCUCCAAAUGGCGGUAAGCGAACUGCUAAAAACGCUCAAUGGUCAAGCCGAUCUCACGGAUUUACGGUUUUAUUCGCUGGAAGUCGUCGAAAUUAACGAAAAUGUCAGUUUCAUAAUCGUUUGUCCGCAAGCCGAGAAAUUUUGUCAAGUCAUAAACUCGAAAGAUGAGCUCUCGUUGUGCAACGAACGAUCGACUUACAUCCCCCUGAAGGUUUUUGAGCUUUUACAUACGUCGCUGUACCAAGGAGAGAUUGCGAAUAAAUAUUACGAACUCUCGUGCACACUGGAUCUCGAAAUUCAACUUGCAACGCAGUCAAGCAGGGAAGCACUUUCGACGGCGGAAAUCGAACAAACGCGCACAAAGCUCAAUAAAUUGCAAGAAGUCGCGGAAUCGUGCAAAGAAUUCUGGAAAAAUAUAAAUUGGCUCGGGAAUUUGGUGAAAUUUGCACAAAAUAAGGAUUCGGUGAAGGAACCAACGCUGCGGAAUAUUUUGGAGUUUAAAAAAUUGAGUGACGCGUCGCCGCAUAAACGAACUCCGGUGAAAUCGCAGGCAAAUACGAGUUCGCAAAGCACGUCGUCUGCCACGGAAACGAGUAUUGUGCAAGUUUAUGCGGCUUAUGACACGGGAUUGCCCAGCGGGACGAGUUUAAAGUUGAGAGUGACGCCACAAACGACGUGUCGCGAGGUGAUUGACUUGGUUGUGAAGCAGCUCAAUAUGGCAGUUGUGCUAAAAGGCAAAGAAGGUCCAAUUUACAGCAGCGAAGAGCUCCAAAAUUUCUGCCUGGUCGCCAUUAUCGGUGCUCGCGAACGUUGUUUGCGCGACGAAUUUCGUCUUUUGCAACUGCAGAAUCCCUUCAAGAAGGGAACCCUCUAUGUCAGACAAAAGCAUGAUCUCUUAGCAGCAAUCGAACAUUCCAACCAUCAAACAGCAAUAUAAUGAUAUUCAACGUAAUUUUAAGCAAAAAACUGAUUUUAAGCAACAAAAAAAGACAAACUAGCUUUAAGUAGAAAAUAAUUAUUUUUUUUUUGGGUGAAAUGUCUUCCUUUGUAAAUAUUUUUUAAGAGGAUACCUUGUACUUUUUUAUAGAAAUAUUUUUAUACAA